AUGGCAGGCGAUGAUGCGGCGGAGAACAGGAAGAAGCAUUUACUCAACCUGAUUUGCGAAGUAAAAGCGAGGCUCGACGGAAAGGUGGACAGCCUCAGCUUUCCCAUUCCACAGUUUAUUGUGAUUGGGAAGCAGAGUGUUGGCAAGUCGCGCCUGAUCGAGGCCCUUGCUGGAGAGACCUUCAACUUCGUUUCAGGCUCUUUAGGAUCCAGGAGACCGACGGUGCUGGAGUUCCGGAAUGUUCCGGGUUUGAUGCCUUCCAGGUGGUCUGUCUUUGACGAGAAUCUCAAGAAAUGGUCGACGUAUCCGGUGCAAGAGGUGAUGAUCAUCGUCGGCAAUGCUCACGAGGCUUGUGGACAGAACGUCAGCGAAAUGCCCAUCCGUGUCAAGGUGGAGGGUCAAGACUGUACAGACCUUGGACUUGUGGACCUGCCUGGAUUCAGGUCCUAUGCCAAGGAUGAUGCUAUGCAGCAGCUGGCCAAAAAGAUUGACACUAUGGUGUUCAAGUUCAUGAACGAUGAGAACAACAUCAUGCUUUGUGUGGAGGAGGCUGGAGACGCUGCAGGCUUUGCCACGCUUGGGAAAGCCAAGCAAGUGGACCCGACAUACAAGCGGACCAUCCUCAUAAGGAACAAGCUCGACAAGUACUACGGUGAUCUGACACCGGAGAACAUCAACAAAUGGCUGGAGGGCUAUGGUGACCUUCCUCAGCACUUGGCACGCUUUGCCGUGUCCUUGCCGCACUGGACUGAUACGAUGCCCAAAGCGUUCGGCGAGAUGCGCAAAGACUGCGCUGACCGAGACAUGGAGACGCUGGCUUCGAAGGGUGCAUCCGCAAAGUACAAGAUGACAAUUGGGUUUCAAAACUUUAGAAACUUCAUGGAGAUCAAGAUCCAACAACUCUUUGCGGAUGCAUUGGCACCAAUGCUGACCAGACUGAAAACUAUGCAGGAGGAGCACGAGAAGAAGCUGGAUGUGAUCCGGCAGGAAACAGAGACGAUCAAUGAGGACAACAUCCUCCACGCAACGCGUUCAGCUGGAAUCACGUUUGCUCAAAGCUUCAUCUUUCUUAUGGAGGGCGCGCUGUCUUCCGAGCACAAUCGAAAGACGUUGGAAGAAGAGCUCCGGUCGUUUCAUGAGUACUGUUCGCGGACGAAGACUUUAGACGAACAGGAACUGCUUCCAGUAUCCUUUGAGGAUCUGGAUUCGUACGUUGCCUACCUUCGUGAUACGGUGAAGCUGCCCGCCAUGGACGUGUCGCUCAACGGCGGAGCUCAGUUCCGAAGGGUGAUGUACGAGGUCGAGGUGUUCACCCGCUUCGCGGGGCUCGGCAAGAAGCUGGAGCCCGUGGAUGUCAUUCAGGCGAGAGGCUCUGGCUUGAAGGAGUGCACCUGGCAGGAUACCAUUACGCAGCUAAUGAUGCAGAAUGCGCCCACUAGAAUGCGCACAAAGACGAAAUAUGUCGGGGAGCGAUUGAAGUUCUUCUUCGGAGAGCAGAAGGAGGCCACGGUGCAGUUCAUGCUCGGACUCACAGGUUCUCCGGAGGAGCAUAUGUUUUCACGCUUGAUUCCCAAGCAGGCACAGGUGAUUCAGAGAAAUGACACGAUGAAAAGAUGCAUCUUUGAUGCCUUCGAUGCUGCAUGUGACAAGCAUCGAAUUCGAUUUAUGCAGAUGUGGUGCGACUUUAUGGACAGCAUGUUCCAGUCGCCCCUCAUGCUGUUGAAGUCCGGCUCAAUGCCAUCGAUUGGCUCGGGCUACGAGGAGGAGAUUGCUCCGACUUUUGAAUCAACAAAGGCGCGCAUCCAUCAGGAGCGAAGAGGGAGAGGUACUCUGCAGACGGCCCUCAGGGAGAAAGUGAAGCAGAUCCCGGACGAAGAUGUAAUGGCCAAAGAGUCAGUCAAAAUGGUCCAAAGGAUCAUUGAGCAGACCUUUGCCGUCAUUCGAAGCGUGGUUGCGGACCACAUGCAGCUGUACUCGGAGUCCUUCUUCCUUCUCCCCAUGCUGCGACGCCUUGAAGGGGUCAUGGCUGACAUGGAGCUGCAGGAGGAGGACAAGGAGAAGUACAGAGCGCGAAAAUCCGUCCUAGAGAAGGAGAAAGCGGCGUCCGAAGGUAUGCUUGCGGACCUUACCCACUGCAUCGAAGCAGUUAAAAGAUUCAAGGUCACCUACGGUGGGGGGCACUAG
Molecule: messenger RNA, 2184 nt
Organism: Symbiodinium sp. CCMP2456
Lineage: Eukaryota; Dinophyceae; Suessiales; Symbiodiniaceae
Source: the annotation of a GenBank genome assembly